GGAGAUAAAACGCUACCGUCUGCCUUUAUCCCAUUGCAUAUGUGAUUCUCUUUGGCAAUUUAGAAGAAUUGUCAAUCGCUACACUCUAUAAUUCCAUGAUAUCAGGAUUUCGCCCGACCCCGGGCCGCUAUUCCGGAGCACAUAGAGCCUACUGUGGAGUCUGGCGAUUCCAUAGAGCUCCGAAAUGCAGUUUCCAUACUGAUGGUAGAACUCGGGUGUCCAACUUCUGGAUUCCGACGGGAGGCAUCUCGAAAAAAAUCCAGGGCGAAAAAGAGGAUGUCAACGACCUCUUGGUUCGGGGAGGCUUCCUCCGACAGGCUUACUCUGGAAUAUUCCAUAUGUUACCGCUAGGAUUGCGCGUGCAAGACAAGCUUGAACGUCUUAUCGAUAAGCAUAUGCGCUCAGUUGGAGCGUCGAAAGUUUCGCUGUCAUCCAUAUCUUCCCAAGAACUUUGGGAGAAAUCAGGGCGCUUGGGAGAGGGUUCAGAGGUCUUUAGAUUUCAUGACAGAAGAGAAUCUCGAUUUCUCCUUGCUCCUACCCAUGAGGAGGAGAUCACCACUCUAGUGGGGAGUCUCGCCAAAUCGUACAGAGACCUACCUCUGCGGGUGUACCAAAUAUCGAGAAAAUACCGUGAUGAGCCAAGACCAAGACAAGGUCUACUUCGUGGACGAGAAUUCAUUAUGAAGGAUCUCUACACGUUUGACUGCUCCGUGGAAGAAGCUUUAAAGACGUACACAUCUGUGAAAGCUGCGUACACGCGACUAUUUAACGACCUAAAGAUACCCUACCUGGUUGCAGCUGCAGAUUCUGGCAAUAUGGGCGGCAACUUGAGUCACGAAUUCCACGUUCCCAGUUCCAAAGGAGAGGAUACAGUCAUCAGCUGUACCAGCUGUGAUAGUAUUUACAAUGGCGAGCUUGCAGACGGGAAAACCCAUGAGUUUGGCGACAAUGAUAGCCGCCAGGCCAGUCAAGCAUCAGGGUUCGAUACCGGAGAAGUGUCCUCCGAAGCAGCACCGACCAUUUCUACUGGCCUCUGGAUGGCAAUUUCCAAGGAUAAGCGGACACUGCUGAGAGUGUGGUACCCGAAAUUUUCCAUGCAAGGCGCAACCCAGGAACCAGUGGAAAGAGAAGUCAACUCUCACGCAGUCAAGUCAGUAGCUAAUGCCGCAGACAUCGACCUUGACCUCAGCGUAGAAAACCCAUUAGAGCAGUGGGCUGCUGAGGUGAAAUCCAACAAGGCCUCUAGUCUUUACUGUGUAGUGGAUCUAUAUGACUCGCAGGUGCGAGUCUAUAAGCGUCCACCCCUGAGUGACUUGCUACAGCAAGCGGGCUGCAAGGCGGAAGAUGUCGACUACUCUAUGCUAGACCGAUUCCCCGGGACAAACAAGGGUCUGAGCCUUAUCAAGGUCCAGGACGGUGAUAAGUGCGCCAAAUGCGCUCAAGGGCUUGUGAAGACCCACACUGCGAUUGAACUGGGCCACACUUUCCAUCUUGGGACCAGAUACAGUGAUGUUCUACAGGCGUCGGUUAUGGUAGACCAAUCCGCAUCUGGCAACUCAGAAACUCAGGUUGUGCCCAUGCAAAUGGGAUGCCACGGCAUCGGAGUCUCGCGUAUGAUCACAGCAGUCGCCGACAGCCUCGCGGACUCCAAGGGUCUCAACUGGCCCCGCGCUGUGGCUCCUUUCGAAGCCGUUGUUGUCCCUGCGAAGGGCUUAGAGGAAGACGCCGUGAAGAUAUACGAUGCGCUUACGUCGGAUCCAACAUCGCCCGUUGAUGUCAUCCUCGACGAUCGAGACAAGCAAAUGGGGUGGAAAUUGGGAGAUGCUGACCUGAUCGGCUACCCUGUGAUUAUCGUGGUUGGCAAAGGGUGGAAGAAGGAGCAAACAUUAGAAGUGCAAUGCCGACAGUUGGACAACCUACGAGAAAAUGUGCCUCUAGAGAAACUUUCAGAAUUUGUUCGAUCUUUGCUCGGGCGUCUAUAGAAUUAGGGCUCUUCACUUUGUACUAUACAUGAGAUUAAUUGUACAAUAUUCCUCUCUCGCCUGCCUCUACCAUGCUGAAUCAGGAGUCACUAAAAGACGAAGGCGAUAUAUCACAUUGUAGCCUAG
This is a messenger RNA of Aspergillus alliaceus, 2108 nucleotides long. RefSeq names its product putative proline--tRNA ligase AIM10. Gene Ontology annotation, cellular component: cytoplasm; mitochondrion. The transcript is spliced from 7 exons. The coding region runs from base 96 to 1982 and encodes 628 amino acids. NCBI's taxonomy places the organism in Eukaryota, Fungi, Ascomycota, Eurotiomycetes, Eurotiales, Aspergillaceae. Gene Ontology annotation, molecular function: ATP binding; proline-tRNA ligase activity. The record is from RefSeq and is a predicted model, not a curated record. Gene Ontology annotation, biological process: prolyl-tRNA aminoacylation.